AUGACAUUGUCGAAGUUUUAUGAGGAGGAGAAACGUCAGCAGCAGGUCACAGCAUCACUUCGCCAAAAUUUCCUACAAGAAACAACAAUUCUUCGGCAUGAUAUGGACAAUUCACUGUCUCUGCUUACUACUCAGUUGCAGCAAAAAUUUGAUUUGCUUGAUAGGAAACUGGCAGAAAUCGAACCGAAAAAUAAGACCAACCAAGAUUUAUCAACUUUGGAACAGAAAUAUGAAGCUCUUGAACAAAAUUGCAAAAACUUGAAGAGAGAAAACACGGAGUUGCAGAACAAAUUCAGUCUUGUGGAAACAAAACUACUGCUAAUUAUAAACAAAGUGAAAAACCUUGAUGAACAGAAAACUGGAUUAUGUAAUUGCGCUAAAACUAACCUUUCCAUUCAAAAUAAAGAAUUAGCAGUAUUGAGAAAUAAAUCAAAUUUGUUAGACCAAGAAAUGUUAAAUUUGACCCAGUUAGUAAGCUUACAACCACUUCAAGAAAUUAAAACUUUACAACAAACAGUACACACAAUUUUAGCACAGACAACUUCCUUGAGCAUGAACGAAAGUGCACGUAGUCAAGACUAUCUGACAUUAUACAAUAUGACUACAAAUUCGCUGAAUGAACUUGAUGUGCGCACGAAUAGUAAAAUAAAACAACUCGAAAAUGAUUAUAACACUUCUGUUUAUACUAUAAAACACCACGUGGAUGAUCUCCUCAAUGCAACGAGGGUUAAUCAGAAAAACUCGAUGAUGUAUUUGGAACAUAGUUUAGACAUACAACUGCAACAUAUUCAGAGGAAUCAGAAGGUAGAAGCUAAAGGUGAAACUGAUAAUAUAAAUAAACAAGAAGUACACAAACUUCUACACAAUUAUGAAAUGGAUCAGAUAUACCGGAAAUCUUCUUCACUUACUUCUGAAGGAUGCUUAUCGUUUUGGCUACCAGAAUCAAAGUUAGAGGAUAUAGAGAUUUUAGAUGGAGAUUCAUUACGGAUAACAACAAAGAAGAACAGUCCUUUUAUAGAAAACUUAACGAAAGUGGAAAUUGAAUCGUCAACUGUGUCAAAUUUUUCAGGAGAAGAAGUUGGUGCAAAUUGGACUGAUAAAAUUAUGUCUAUGAAAUCUAAUGAAAGAGAAACGACUCCAGCUGACGAUAACAACGACGACGAAUGGGAUGACUAAGUUCUUACUUAUGGGAAAUGAAUCUCAAAGGAAGAUAAGAAUCUAAUGGAAUAAUACAUUCUACACAGACUUCAGUAAUAAUAUGGAUUUUUAUAUACCGUGAUGAUGGAGAUAUUUUGACAAAUGAGCCAUGUAACAGGAUUAUGUUUCGCUGUUAUGUAAUAGAACAGGACUGUAAAUAGGAACUAAUAUUGAAUUGUUACAAUUCUAGUGUUACGACUGUGGUGCAGGUUCAAAUUGUGCAAUAAAAUAAUUAUACACAUG
Molecule: messenger RNA, 1440 nt
Organism: Mytilus trossulus (common blue mussel)
Lineage: Eukaryota; Metazoa; Mollusca; Bivalvia; Mytilida; Mytilidae
Product: spindle assembly abnormal protein 6 homolog
Exons: 4
Coding region: 1-1176 (391 amino acids)
Biological process (GO): negative regulation of actin nucleation
Source: RefSeq, a predicted model, not a curated record